AUGAUUCUUUUAUUCGGACGUAGUGCAGCUAGAGAUCUGAAUCUGACUCAUGUCGAUUUCGAUGAUUUUGAUGAUUCCGAUGCCGAUAGUGACGAUGUCGACGAAGAUGAUUCCGAUGACGAUGAUUCCGAUGACGAUGAUUCCGAUGACGAUGAUUCCGAUGACGAUGAUUCCGAUGACGAUGAUUCCGAUGACGAUGAUUCCGAUGCCGAUGGAGACGAUGCCGAUAGUGACGAUGUCGACGAUGUCGACGAAGAUGAUUCCGAUGCCGAUGGAGACGAUCCCGACGCUGAUGAUUCCGAUGCCGAUGAAUAUAUGUUGGAAGCAAUACACGAGCUGCCAACCUUCAAUCCGUUCUUCAAUUUACAUCCUGAUUCCUCUCCCUUUCGGUUGAAAAUUUUAACAACCCCGUCCUUGUUUACCUCAAUCCAUGCAAUAGGCAAGUCUUUUAUUUUGCCACAAAUAUCCACAUAUAAUCUAGAGUAA
Messenger RNA from Penicillium verrucosum, 486 nucleotides. RefSeq lists its product as uncharacterized. The coding region runs from base 1 to 486 and encodes 161 amino acids. The transcript has 2 exons. NCBI's taxonomy places the organism in Eukaryota, Fungi, Ascomycota, Eurotiomycetes, Eurotiales, Aspergillaceae. The record is from RefSeq and is a predicted model, not a curated record.